Messenger RNA from Serendipita indica DSM 11827, 3459 nucleotides. The record is from the annotation of a GenBank genome assembly. Lineage: Eukaryota; Fungi; Basidiomycota; Agaricomycetes; Sebacinales; Serendipitaceae.
AUGAUUUUGCUCUCAGUGGCAUUGUUUAUCUCUCUCCUUGUCUGUGGGCUGCUCCCGCUGUCGAGAGCCCAAGCCGAAGACCUGGCGCUCGCUCAGCUCUCGCGCACCAAGCGGUCGACAGGCUCCAAAGAUGGCGUAGUCAGAGCUUCUCCAGUCCACAAGCCAGAAGAUCUCGCAUUUGAGGCUCCUCCACUCGGACAUACGCUCGGAGCGACAGGAGGAGACGCACCGCUCGACUUGCUCAAGGAUGUCCAGCUGCUCGACACCGUCCUCCUCGCCAGUGUUGAUGGCAGAUUUCAUGCAGUCAACCGAUCGACCGGGCGGCCCAUCUGGUCCAUGCAGGACGACAGCACGGCGGCACCUUCCCAGAACCUCCUCCACAAUCUCGUGCGAACUCAGCACAAUACCAACGUGGCAGCGGAUCUAGACCCUGAAUCACAACAGUUAUACAUAAUAGAACCCCAGUCGGGCGACAUUUUCAUCUUGCCCUCUUCCUCAACCGAUAGCGAAGAGUCAGAACCACUUCGGCGUCUUCCUUACUCUGUCCCUCAGUUGGUCGAGCUCUCGCCUUUUAGCUUCGAUGACCCAAACCGCGUCUUCGUCGGCCACAAGGAAACAAGUAUCAUCGAACUCGACUUGGAUGAAGGAGUUGUGAACCGUGUGAUGGGCAGUACCAAUCACUGGCAGAACCCUCUUGACGAGUCUGACGACUGGGUGGACCAACGACGGAGACGAGUCGUCCAGAUUGGGCGCACAGACUACACCAUCAAGGUUAUAUCUCACAACACUGUCCUUCAGACCCUCUCCUUUUCAAGCUACGGACCCAAUAACAUGCACAAGUCGUUACAAGGAGCAUGGAGGCGGACCCCCGACGGCAUCUAUCUCGAGUCCGACUGGGAAGGCCGAAUGUAUGCCUUUGAAAGCAAAGGAGAGCACGCGCUCUGGGCUACCAAAUUCCAGGAGCCUAUCGUCGCCGUCUUCGACGUCGUCGCUCAGGGAUCUGGGCCAAGGUCAAAGCCGUUCAUCUUGUUGCAGCCGCGACCAAAGCUCCAAGAGCUGUUCCGCACAAGGGCUGCGGCCUUUGCUGAAGUCCCAGAUAAGACUGUCAUCAGCCGCAUUGGAGACUCUUUGUUCGCUAUGGGCCAUGUGAACUAUCCAUUGGUCAAUAUGGCCAACCCUCCUCGGCGCAUCGAGGCGUCGGACACGGAACUGGUGCCGAGAUGCGAAGGGUUGGAUUGCUUUGUGGGCCUCAGAAUUGCUCAGAGAGAUGACAAAGUUUCUCGCAUUUCGCGACUCCUUGACCCUGCACCAUCCCCCGAGUCCGCGAGCAGUCCAUCUGAGAAAAAGGUGGAGCAAGAAAAAAACGUGCUGGAGCAACCAGAACCCUCAAGCUCCGAGUUUGCGGCUCUUCCAUUCCCUUCUCGACUGACAGAAGGUACUACCGAGAGUCAAGUCAUCGGACUCCUGUCACAGAGCGACAAUAUUAGGCCCAAGCUCGAAAGGGCACCCAGUUGGGCGCUUCUCAUCCCACUGGUUGGUGGCUUUGUUGCCGUCUGGCUCAUAUUACGCAAGUAUAUGAACACCAAUGCCAAUCGCGAGGAUCGGCCUACCAGACGCGAGUCCAUGGGAUCCCAUGAAAGCUUCAUUGUUCGGCCAUCUCACUCGCGGCAGUCGAGCAUUUCCAGAAGCCGUAAUUCCCAUGCCAUUUUCGUCGGUGCAACAACGUAUACAACCCCUGCGACUCCUGCAGCUCUGGAUGCGGACCUUAUGCCUGAACAAAGCGAGAAGGUCAAUGUCAUCUCGCCGAGCGAUGAUCCGGACGUCAACAUUACUCUCGCCGUCGAGGAGGCGCGAGUCGGUGCCGGUUUGGGCGUGCCAAGCGAUGUGCGAGAUGGGGAUGAGAGCGACAAGGAAGAAGGGGAUCAACAGGAUGGUAAGAAGAAGCGACGACGGGGUGGGAGAGGCAAGAAGAAUAAGAAUAAGGCCCCGCCAGCCGAUGCUGCCAGUGGUUCUCAAAGCAAUGGCAAGAGCUCGUCUGAUUCCGCAUCUGGUUCCAAUGGCUAUGUCAUGGUAGAUCGGGAGAUCAACGUCGAACCAACACCGGCGAAAAUGGAACUUCCGCUUCCUGUCACAACCUCCUCGUCCAGUCUUGUCGUCGGCAAUAAGAUUUUGGGAUAUGGAUCCCACGGCACAAUCGUGUAUGAGGGCUCGCUUCAAGGGCGUGCCGUCGCCGUGAAACGUCUGCUGCAAGACUUUGUUACUCUUGCCUCUCAUGAGGUCACGGUGCUCCUCCAAGCAGACGACCACCCUAACGUCAUUCGAUAUUUCUUCUCUAUGACUCGCGAGAGCUUCCUCUACAUUGCCUUGGAGUUGUGCCCUUGCUCGUUGGCGGAUCUCAUUGAAACUCCAAGCAAGCACCCUGCAAUCGUCGGUAGCUUUGAUCCAAAAAAGGCACUUUCGCAGAUCACACAAGGUCUUCGACAUCUCCACAAUCUCAAAAUUGUCCACAGAGACAUCAAGCCUCAAAACAUCUUGGUGUCUCGACCGAAAGGAGAUGGACAACACCGAAUGUUGAUUUCAGACUUUGGCUUGUGCAAGAAGCUCGAUGUGGAUCAGACGAGCUUCUUGCCAACCAUGGCUGCGGGUGGAGGUCAAAGCCUGUUUGCGGCAGGGACGCCAGGUUGGAGAGCUCCCGAGAUUUUGCGUGGAGACGUCAGUCUGGAAGAAGAGACCGGGUCCGACACGUCAAAGAACGGUUCAAAUCAGGGGUCAAGCAGCACACCUUCCAACGAAACUCGCCUUACCAAAUCGGUGGAUAUCUUUGCCCUUGGGUGUCUCUUCUACUAUGUUCUCGUCAAUGGAGAGCAUCCAUUUGGUGAGAGGUAUAUACGAGAAGUCAAUAUCCUCAAGGGAGAGAUGAAUCUCUCCGGGUUGGAAAAGUUUGGCGAGGAAGGUGUCGAAGCUGAACAUCUGAUCGAGUGGAUGCUGGAACAGGAUCCCAAAGCAAGACCGGACACUGAUGCAAUAUUGCUUCAUCCAUUCUUCUGGACACCGGCGAAGCGACUCGCAUUCCUGCAGGACGCUUCCGAUCGGUUCGAGAUCAUGGAACGAGAGCCACGAGACCCCGGUCUUGUGGCAUUGGAGACUGGCGCGUUUGACGUCGUUGGUGCAGACUGGCACAAGCGAUUAGACAAAACAUUUAUCGACAACCUUGGCAAGUAUCGCAAGUAUCAAGGUGCUAGUGUUCAAGAUUUGCUAAGAGCGCUGCGAAACAAGAAACAUCACUAUCAAGAUUUGCCCGAUAAUGUCAAGCGACACCUGGGACCCCUUCCGGAUGGUUUCCUAUCUUACUUUACUCGACGAUUCCCUGCUCUUUUCUUGCACGUCUAUUCGACCAUCAGCGAUCUACCUCUCCGCCAUGAGCCCAUGUUCCGAACCUAUUUCGAGCUCGAGCAUUGA